AUGAAUUAUUCGGACGAAUUUGAUGUUACAAGUAGUUCAGAUGCUUCAGUUGAGGACUCUAUGGAUAAGGAACAAUUGAAAUUGUAUCUUAGUAGAGGAGAAAAACGAUUGGAAGCAACAAACAAAUUACUCGGAGAAGCAAGAAAUGCCAUCUUACAGCUCCAAAGUCAACAUUUAGACAGCAGACCUUCACCCAUCCGAUCCACAAGAACUUUAAAUGACAGCUUGGCAAACUCACUGGCCGACUCUACGGUGAGCACGGAUAGUAUCAGUGCAAUACAAAAUCAAUUACAAUUCAUCACAUCACAAAUGCAAAACAUGCCAGCUAAACAACAAAAUCAAAUCAUUGCACUCAAAGAAAAGAAUGCGAAAAUGGAGCAAGAAUUACAAGAAUUGCGAAAAUUAUUAGCGGAAAGAGAAGAAGAUCAAUCCAAUCAACAAUUUUCCUCUAAAAUCCAUAGUAUGGAUCGAGAGAUUCAAGAUUUAAAACUCGAAAAUAAUCAAAUGAAAGAUGAAGUCAAAGAGUAUGAACGCAAAAUUGAUGAACUCACUAGAGAAAAUGUAAAUUUGUUGUAUAGGAUUGAUGAGAAUCAAUUGAAUGAAGAGAGAGCUGCUAGAGAGCGAUCUACUCUGCACAAAAAAGAGAUUGACAAGCUCGUACUACAAAAAAGUGACCUCGAAAACAAAAUAUCCAAUCUCGAAAAUACUAUUAACAAAUUGAUGAGAGACCAUGAAACUGAAGUGUCCGAGUUGACUACAGAUUUUGAGAAAAAACUUGCUCAACAAAAGGCCGAGAUCAACAAGACCAUCAAGCUCAUGGAAGAAGAAAAACAAGAGCUAAUACAACAACAAAAAGACCUCUCUGAAAAAUUCACUCAAGACAAGUUAAACCUCUCUGAAACAUUGAGUUUGGAUAAGAAGCAGCUCAUCGAACAACUCAAUGAAGAAAAGAGAUCACAAAUUGAAAAAUUGGUCAAUGAAAAACACGAACUUAUUGACCAAUUCAAUCACGAAAAGCUCAAAUUGAUGCAAGAGGCCAUUCACGAAAAGAAUGAAAUGAUGGAGCGAAGUAAGAAAGAACGCGAUGCCUUGAUUGAAAAGAACAAGCAAGAAGUGGAACUAAUUCAAGAAAAGUUGAGAUCAGAAAAGGACAAGUUUGACACGGAACGAGCACUUCUCAUGGAGAAGCACUCCAAAGAGAAGGACGCUCUCGUUGAAAAGUUCACAACAGUCCUCAAAGAGAAGGAAGAAAUGGUAAAGGAAAAGGAACGACUUGUCUACAAGUACAAUAAUGAGAUCAAUAGCACUAUUGAGAAGUGUAAAAUGGAAGUAGAGGCAUUGCAGUCAUCAAGCGAAAGGGAGAAGAAGCAGCUCAUUCAACAACAUGACAAUGAAAGAAGCAUGCUCAUUGCUCAACACGAAAAGGAGAAGGCAACCAUUCGAUCUAGGCUCGAGGCAGAAGUAAAUGAAUUAUUGGACAAGCAUGCUAAUGAAAAGGAGCAAUUACAAAUUGAAUUCCAAGAACAAAAUCUCUCAACUGUUCAAAGAUAUGAACAAGAAAAGAAGAGGCUCAUAGAGAGUUAUGAAAUUCAAAUUAAAUCUCUCAAAGAAAGAAUGGAUCAUGAAAAGUCAGUGGUACUCGACACGUGUGAAAAGGAAAAGUCCAACGCUGAUUCUCAACGAGUAUUUUAUGAAAAUGAAAUUCAAAAGAUGUUAGAAAAUCACUCGUCUGCCAUGAAUGAAUUGAAACAUGCUCACGAAAAGUUGUUGACAGAAUCGAAAGAGACUCUCGAUCAGGAAAGAUCUACACACAAGUUAGAAAAGCUUAGAUUGGAGAAUGAAAUUGAACGAUUGAGAGAACAAUUCAAUCUCACUCAAAAUAACCUUAUUGAAAAAUAUGAAGAUGAAAAGAAACAUUCACUCCAAAGAAGCGAAGAGGAAAAGAAUCAAUUGAAGAGUCAACACGAAUCAGAGAAGAAGACACUCACCGAACAUUUGACACUGGAAAGAAAGCAAAAAGAUUUAUUACAAACACAAUACGAAAAACUCAUGGAGGAAAAUCAACAAUUGACCAAGAAACUUGUGGUUGAGAGCAAACAAGGCAAGCUUUCAGAUAAGCUUGAAGUUAAUUUCAAGAAGGAAUUGACCAAACUCCAUAAGGAUCAUUUAGUCGCUGUUGAAAAUCUGAAAGGUGCUUUACGAUUUUGUGGCGGAUCAGAUUCCGAUGUCAAAUUCCUCAAGGAGGUGUUUUUCAAGGAGUUAGAGCGAUUGAAGAGUGUCUUGGCACAAAUCGAAGAGUCCAAUUAUGUUCAUACUGCAGAGGAAAUGAAGAGCAUGAAGGAUUAUUGCUUACAUUUGGAGAAUGAGAUUGCAGCUCUCUAUGAACAAAAUAGAAUCCUCAAUGGCAAGAUGAGAAAUAUUACCAAGUCCAUUUCGUUAGAGGAUGCAUCCAUUUCCAAGCAGCCUCCUCUCAAAAAAGAAGUUGCAUUUAAUGAUAGUAUCUCGACCACAAGUGAUGAAGUGGGUCUGGAUCAAUCCAUGAUUCAUCAACAAUCGUUUGACGAUCAAAUGGAACUCUUGAACCAACAAACUUCAGAUAUUAUUCAAGAAAGCGAUCAAAAGAUUCAUAACUUCCUUCAUAACAUUACUAUCAUGUCAGAGAAACACGCCACAAUUAUUGACACUCUCAAGAAGAAGCACAUUCAAAUGAAGAAGAUUAUUCAAAUGGAGUACUGGACUGCACUACGAAAGCUCAGAUUGAAACCAGCCAGCUCUGUAUCUAAAAUUCCAAGAGCUAAGCGAGCCUUUACCAACUCGAUUGAUCGAAUUGACGUCUUUUUCAUGUCACACAUUUCAACUGUUGCCAUGGCCAAAGAUCCACGAGAUGUCAGCUUUAAGGAAGUUGAGAGAUUAUAUGAAAACGAGGUGGCAAGAGCUAGAUCCAUUUCAGAUUCAUCCUCUAGCAGUUCUGAGAGUAGUAUUGGUACCAAUGGAAAUACUCGAGCUCUCACUCAAUACGAUGUACUCCUUGAAACCACUAAGGAAUAUCUCCAAGAUCAAGACAAGCAAUUGCAAGCUCUCGGAGAUGUGAUCAAGAAAAUCAAUCUGUCCUCCAUGCAACAAUACGAACGAAAUGUCCUCAAGCAAUGUCUCUACCAAAUUGAAAAUCUUCAGAAAGAAGAUAAAAUUACCAUUCGAGAGAAGAUGUUCAAAGUCUUGAGCGAAUCUAACUCAUCCAUGGAUACAGCCAAGCUUGUGGAAUUGAUAUUGUUGCGAGAGGACCAAGUAUCAAAAUUCCUUGAUCUCGAAUUUACAUUAUUGUCCGUAGGAAUUUCAAACUUGAUUUCUUCGAAGGAAGAAUCUAUUACAUCAAAACUUGGAAAGAGGCUGAAUGAACUAUGUCACAUUUUGAAUCAGGAUACGACCGAUCUUCCCACCUCCAUCGAUGACAUGUUACGAAAAUUGAAAGACCUUGUGGAAGUGACCAAGUCAACUCUUGUGGACAAUCGAAGAAGAGCCAAACUUCAACUCAACGAUCAAGUACCUCUCUCAGUGCAACGAUGGCUCGGAGAUUCAGACUCUGAAUAUGGUGACAAUGAAGGAAAUACAACUCCAAAGAAGAACUCUCAGUAUCGUUCUGGUGUCGAAGUUGCAAGUCCUAUUAAGGCCUCCAAUAAUGACAUGGACGACCACUCAUGGACUCCACCCAAAACUAGAGGAAAUAAUGGUCGAAAUAAUGUAUUAUUGGAUGAUCCAAACUUUUACUUUGUUUCGAACAAUGAAGAGAGAAUUUCUCUUGAUAUUGGAGAUAGGGAGGAACAAUUUAUUAGCUCUCCACUCAAGAGAAAACUCGAUCAUCGUUACAAGUCCAUUCUGACCGCUAUUCGAGACGAUAUUUUACGAGUGAAGUGUAUUAGUGAAAUUAUUCCAAAACUCAAGAAUGUUAUGGAACACAACGCCCAAAUGUAUUCAUUUAUUUUCUCUCUGAUUAAUCUUGGAAACUACAAUGGGGAUAAGAAAUUUGGAUACUUUUUAUUGGAUGUCGAUAAGGUUAUUGAUUUAGAUAAUCUUUUUGCAGACAUUAUUUGGUAUCGAAGACUCUAUGAAAAAGUCAAGAAGGAACUUGCCAACGCUGAAGAUCGUGACCAAAACACGAGUCUCUAUUACAAGUUAAAGGGAGCCAUUGUAGAGUUGAAAAAGCAAACCACAAUCAUUGGCAAUUCACACGAAUCGAAUGAAGACAAGGAAGUCAUUUUGAAAUUGAAACGAAUUCUCAAUGUACAGUACACACACGAGAUUGUCAACGAAUGUGAAAGUAUGGUCUCACAAUUGAAACAAUAUGUCAAGACGUUCCCUAAAUUCCAAACACUUAUCAAUGAAUUAUGUAUUGGCUUGAACGUGAAGAGAAUUGAAGACGUCAUUCCAGCUGUGAAGCGACUCGUGAAAGUUUCUAAAAGUGUAAAUUUAUUACUGUAA
Naegleria lovaniensis is the source of this 4476-nucleotide messenger RNA. RefSeq lists its product as uncharacterized. Bases 1 to 4476 code for a protein of 1491 amino acids. NCBI's taxonomy places the organism in Eukaryota, Heterolobosea, Eutetramitea, Acrasida, Naegleriidae. The transcript has 3 exons. The record is from RefSeq and is a predicted model, not a curated record.